Messenger RNA from Labrus mixtus (cuckoo wrasse), 3040 nucleotides. RefSeq names its product RNA binding motif protein 15B (gene rbm15b). NCBI's taxonomy places the organism in Eukaryota, Metazoa, Chordata, Actinopteri, Labriformes, Labridae. The record is from RefSeq and is a predicted model, not a curated record. Gene Ontology annotation, molecular function: mRNA binding. Gene Ontology annotation, biological process: regulation of alternative mRNA splicing, via spliceosome. The transcript has 2 exons. Gene Ontology annotation, cellular component: nucleus. Bases 252 to 2765 code for a protein of 837 amino acids.
CAAAGGGAAAGCGCACAUUCCUAUUGUCCAAGAUGGCGGCGUUUGUGCAGCUCCUCUGAUGCUGUCAUGUUCUUAAUCGAUUUAAUGCUUUUAUUUCGAUAUUUAUAUAAUUAUUCAGCCCGCAGUGACAGCGUCUCUUCGCCGUAGCCGUCGCCUGCCUCGCUGUUUUGGCUAACGCCGCCGGAAGUCGCUCCUCAGGCCGGAUUCCCGCUGCAGGCUCCGAAAAGUUUGAGCUCCAUCCUCCCGUGAAGAUGAAGAGGCAGGCCGGGAGGGAGAGCAGUCCGUCCAGGGCCGCUGCCAAACGGAUACGGGAGCGGGAGCGGAGAGAGGAGCUGCCCCCCCCCCCGCCGCCGCCGCUGGCUCUGCUGCUGGCGGAGAGCCGCGGAUAUCACCGCCGGAGCCGCAGCAGGGAGCGGGAGAAGCCGCGGCUCCGGGAGGAGCGAGCGGCCGCCCUGGAGCUCCACCACCGACAUGAGCUCAGCCUCCUCGGUCGACCCCCGCUCCGGACCACCGCUGCUGCGGAGCUCCCCGCCGCCCGCCCGGGGACUCUGGAGUACAAAACGCUGCUCAUCAGUAACCUGGCCUCCCAGGUGUCGGACGAGGACGUGGAGGACACCCUGUUUCAUGAGUUCAAGAAGUUCGGGGACGUCAGCGUGAAGCUGUCUCACACCCCGGAGCUCGGCCGGAUCGCUUACGUCAAUUUCCGGCAUCCGGAGGACGCCAAGGAGGCUCGGCACGCCAAAUCCUCCAGGUUAGUUCUGGGUGAACGACAGCUGAAGAUUGAACCCAUGUACGUGAGGAGGCGGAGUGUGACGCCCCCUGACGCCGGGUACCUGCCUCUGCACGCCCCCUACCCCUACAGACAGCGCUCCCUGUCCCCCCCGGGACCUGCGGUGAGCAGCAUCCGGGACCUGAGAGCCCGACACUACGCCCUGGAGACCCUGACCCUGAGUCGGGAGAGGGACAGGCUGCUGGAUUAUUACGGGAUGCUGGAUGAGAGGGGUCGACCCUACGGUCUGCCCCCCAUGCCGGUGGUGGAGGAUUUAAAACCCGAGGAUGACCAGAGGGCGACCAGCAACCUUUUCAUAGGAAACCUGGACGGUAACGUGACCGAGGCUGAACUGAGGAGGGGGUUUGAUAAGUACGGCAUCAUUGAGGACGUGGUCAUUAAACGUCCAGCUCGUGGUCAGGGGGGGGCGUAUGCUUUUGUGAAGUUUCAGAACCUGGACAUGGCCCACCGGGCUAAAGUCGCCAUGCAGGGGCGUCUGAUCGGCGGUAACCCGAUAAAGAUCGGUUACGGCAAAGCUAACCCCACCACGCGGCUCUGGGUGGGCGGUCUGGGACCCGGGAACUCCCUCGCUGCCCUCGCUCGGGAGUUUGACCGUUUUGGAAGUAUCCGUAACAUCGACUACGUGAAGGGGGACAACUUCGCCUACAUCCAGUACGAGAGCUUGGACGCCGCUCAGGCCGCCUGCAGUCAGAUGAGGGGUUUCCCACUGGGGGGUCCAGAGAGACGUCUCAGGGUGGACUUUGCUAAAGUCGAGGAAAGUCCCUCCCGGUCUUUUCCUCCUCCUGUCGCCGCCCCCUCACACUACGACCUCCUCGGGGAAACCUACAGCCGCCACCGCAGCCUGGAGAGGGAGCUGAGGGGAGGAGCCAGAGAGCGCUCCCCUCCCCCCCCCCACAGCCUCCUCUCUCAGAGGGAGCGAGACAGAGCCCUGCUGGAGAGAGACUUUCCCACCAGCCCCACCCGCAGCCUGGAGAGGAGGGGGGCGGGGGGAGUGGAGGCGUUCGGGCGGAGCACGAGAGGAGCGAGGAGCCGCAGUAAGAGCCGGGAGCGAUGGCUGAAGGAGAGGGAGGAGAGGAGGAGCCGGAGGAGGAGCCGGAGUCUGUCACCCGAGAAGCAGACGGACGAGAGAGAGAGGGAGAGGGAGAAGGAAAGGGGGCGGUCCAGGGUCCGAGGUCCGGGAGGGGCCGUCUCUCCUGAUGCCAGCCCCGACCGAGCGCGUGUCAGAGCGCCUGACUCCACCACAGAGCCCAGAGACCACUCCCCCGACAGUGGCGCCGGAGGGCGACACUCCACCAACGAAGAAGACCUCCCAUCGGGGCGCCACCACAGCAAGCGGACGUCCAGCGAGCAUCUGAACAAUCACCACCAUCGUAACAGCGAGAGCGCCGCCGCCGCCGGCUCGCCCGCCGUCAUCACAGACACACACACCUCGUCGUCCCCCAGCACGCUGUCGGAGUACGCGGCAGCGGCGCUCUCUAAAAUAUGGCACGGCUUCUUCGCCUUAAAGAACAGCAGCUUCCCCACCGACCUGUACCUGCUGGAGGGCGGGGCGGCGUUCUUCAACUCGGUGAUGAAGGAGACCCUGAAGCUGCAGAGUCAGAACCAGCCGGGCCAGCUGAAGAUCGUCCAGCGGCUCCGCAUGGACCAGACGCGCCUGGACGAGGUCGUGCGCCGCAUCAAACUCGGACGACCCGACGGAUUCGCCAUUCUGCUCGCUCUGCAGGGCCCGAUCGACCGCCAGGCCGCCGCCGCCACCGCUGCCUCCGAGCCGGGGCUGCAGGCACGCCUGCUACGCCAUCUUGUGACUUACCUGCGGAACAAGGAAGCUGCCGGUGUGGUGAGCCUGCCCGCUGCUAAAGAGGGGGGGCCGGGCGCCAUGCUGUACGCCUUCCCCCCGGGCGUGUUCUCACAACAGUACCUGCAGGCCGCCAAGAGGACUGUGGGUAAUAUAGACGAGGAGCACAUGCACCAGUAGAGUCCGAGGCGGCUCUCCUCGCCCCCGUCCCCGUGACCCUGAACUCGACAUCGAGCGAGUCCAUGAACUGAUCCAUUCCAGACUCUUCUGCCGAGCCGGACGGCGUGGAGCGCGUGGGCUCUGUUGUAAUGCAUGCUGGGAAAGAACAGGUUUCUCUUUGUGCUUCCCUUUCUGCUGAGAUCCACGUCCAGCUGUCUGAUCGUAUCACUGCUUCAGAUUUUAUAUUGUAAAAUGACUUUUAUCCAGUUUUAAUACAUCAAUCCAUCCAUCUUUGA